Nylanderia fulva is the source of this 969-nucleotide messenger RNA. The record is from RefSeq and is a predicted model, not a curated record. Lineage: Eukaryota; Metazoa; Arthropoda; Insecta; Hymenoptera; Formicidae.
GCCUAGGAACAUUCGGGCCGGCGCGGCUGGCAGACCCCUCACAACAGUGCCCACUUUCUAACAUGGCAGAUCAAUUUGUGUUGUAUUAUCAUGUGACGGCGAAACGCUCCCGUUGAUAGGAUCGUAACCUCGUGCGAGAAGCGAUCGUAGAUCCCGGUUAGCUCGCGAGUGUUAACGCGCGGCGCGACGCGGUCGCGUUAAACACCGUCGCGAUGGCGGACCUCAAGAGCCCGCCGUUUAGUGACAUCAAGCGGCCCGAGGAGGUGGUUGCGAUGGCGAUGAACGACAGCCUCAAGUUCGCCGUGCUGAUCGGCCUGAUCGAGGUGGGACAGGUGUCGAAUCGGGAGGUCGUCAACACCGUGCUUCACCUGGUUUGUAAGACACACGAAGCGAAAAAAGAAAAGUGGAUGGUUGCAGUUCCUCAAGGGGUUCCUUGAGACACAGAGAGAGGCUCCUUGUCCCUCGUAAUUUCCGGCAACGUUCGCCGAUUAUGUCCUAAUAAUAUCGAGGAGGCAGGAAAACUCCCGACGAACGAGAGAUAGCGAAACGCGCGGGGAUGUAAACGUCUCCUCUGCCUCUCAUUGUCGAGAGCGAAAGGGGAUGGCGGUAGUUAGUUGCGAAGAGAUGAAAGGACUAUUGAACGUUCACAGCCUCAGCUUUUCAAAGCCGAGAGGCUAUUGGCAUUACGCGAAACGAGAUAUCCAAUAACUUCGUUUUUUACAAUUAACGAAGCGAACGUAUCAAAGGAUGGCCGGUGAUGCGUAAGCUUCAUUGAUGACGAUACUCGCGAGCCAAUGUUCAAUAACGUGCCAUUACUUGAGAACUCGAUUCUGUUGUUUCAACGCUCGAAAUGCGACGUUGCGUAUAUCUGAAAAUUAUAUGUAUGCUGUAAACGCUAACGCGCUAUUACCAAACUAAAAUUAGCGGUAAUGCUUUUCUUAUCGAAAAGACUAUUUUUGGCGUACCUAU